GAGGAAAGAUGGCGACGGCCAAGGUGAAGCAGGACAUGCCACCUCCGGGAGGCUAUCCUCCCUUUGAUUACAAGAGAAAUCUUCCAAAACGAGGACUUUCUGGAUACAGUAUGUUUGGCAUUGGCAUCGGACUCAUGUUGUUUGGAUACUGGAGGGUCAUCAAAUGGAAUAGAGAAAGAAGGCGGUUGCUCAUUGAGGAGCUUGAAGCACGGAUAGCUCUUCUGCCUCUCCUGCAGGCUGAGGAUGACCGGAGAACAUUACGGAUGCUGCGUGAAAACCUAGAGGAGGAGGCCGUCAUCAUGAAGGAUGUACCGGGCUGGAAGGUGGGUGAGAAUGUGUUCCAUACAGACCGCUGGGUCACACCAAUGGCAGAGGAGCUCUUCAACCUUCGACCACGCGAAGAACUUCUACACGAGAAGUUUGGCUUCCAGUGGUAUGUGUAGGGUCCAUCCAUCUAGACAAAUUCUCCAGUGUAAGCCCAGAAACAGUUCACCCUGGGAGGACAGGAACCUCUGUCAUCUGCCCCUACUCAGCCCUGGGAUGUUAGGAGCUAUCUAAUACAGCUUGUAAAUGUUCAAACUAUUAAAUAUCUUUUCUUUAC
Molecule: messenger RNA, 601 nt
Organism: Chanos chanos (milkfish)
Lineage: Eukaryota; Metazoa; Chordata; Actinopteri; Gonorynchiformes; Chanidae
Gene: ndufa13
Product: NADH:ubiquinone oxidoreductase subunit A13
Exons: 5
Coding region: 9-443 (144 amino acids)
Cellular component (GO): respiratory chain complex I
Source: RefSeq, a predicted model, not a curated record